Molecule: messenger RNA, 540 nt
Organism: Trichomonas vaginalis G3
Lineage: Eukaryota; Parabasalia; Trichomonadida; Trichomonadidae
Product: ATPase activity, coupled to transmembrane movement of substances
Exons: 1
Coding region: 1-540 (179 amino acids)
Source: RefSeq, a predicted model, not a curated record
AUGAGUGAAGAAAAGACUGAUUCAUCACUUCUUACACCAGGAGGUGUGUGGACCGACAGAAAACCUUCAUUUAGAAGGACUCUUGGUUCAUUGUUCAGAAGAUCAAUGUUAUUGAAAAUUAGAGAUAUGGGUGUCAUUGCAUCAGAAUUUAUUGCAACAUUUCUUGUAGUAAUAUUGAUUGUAUUCUGGAACUUUUCAGAUAACCCAUCGGAUCCAAUUACCAAAACAGAAAUUUUAUCAUCAGAUGAAUUAUUUGGAAAUGCCGUUUUGAAGUAUAAUAUGGUUGUUGAACUCGGUAAAGGUGGAAACUUGAUUAUUGGUCCUAAUAGUUCGCCAUUGUUGCACCAAUUAAUUAACAGUACAUGGGGAGCAGCACUCAUACCAUUAAUUGAUUUUGAUAAGUUAAAAGAAACUGGAAAUCUCCAAAAGAGCAUUAAAGAUUGGGUAAACGUUUCAGAAAAAUACCAUUGGUUAGAUAAUAAAGAUGAAAUCAAGGAAUCCAUUAAGGAAUCGGAUAGUUUUACAACAGGAAUUUGGUGA